UUUCUCUCCCUCCCUCCCUCUUUCUCUCCCUUCCUCCCUAUCUCCACUCCCUCGUUCUCUCCCUCGUUCUCUCCCUCGUUCUCUCCCUCUUUCUCUCCCUCUUUCUCCCCUUCCCUCUCUCCCUCUCCCUCCCUCCCUCCAACCGGUGAAUUGCAGGAAUCUGCAGCUGAUUUUUUUCACCCUUGAGUCACCAGAUCCUUUGGUCACCAGUGCUGGAGAUAAACAUGGCUUCGGCCCAGCCGGACGAUAGUUUGACAGAGUAUUUAAGUUGCCCCCUCUGCCUCAACUUCUUCACCGACCCCGUCUCACUGGAGUGCGGCCACAAUUUCUGCCGCUCCUGCAUCAUGGAUGGCUGGAAGGAGAAAGAGCCCAACUAUUGCCCAGAGUGCAGGGAGGAAUUUCAAGGGAGGAAUCUCAUCGCCAGUCGGGCCUUGGCUAACUUGGCGAACAAAGCACGGAAACUGAACCUGAUGUCCAAAGAAAAAGGGAACAAAAUACUCUGCGAGGAGCACUGGGAGGAACUGAAGCUGUUUUGUGAAACGGACAAGAAGCUGAUCUGUUAUACUUGCAGGGACGCCCGGGAACACAGAGACCAUCGCUUCAUGCAGGUUAAUGAAGCUGUGGAAAUCUAUAAGGGCCAAGCAAAGGGUUUCUUAGACACUCUGGAAGAGAAGAGAUGGGCGAUUUUGGAAAUAGAGCAACAGCAGAAACAGAAGAUCGCUGAGAUUAGGGAUCAGUCGCUCAGCCUGAAGACCCGCAUCACCUCCGAGUUUGCCGAAAUGCACCAGUUUCUCACCGAGAAGGAGGAACAUCUCACCGGAAGCCUACAACUGCACGAGGGAGAGAUCCUGGGAGCAAUGGAGAAAAAUCUUCAGGAAAUCCAGGAGCAUUCAAAAUUAAUUUACGACGAGCUGCAAAAGUUCCAGGAGCAGGUGGAGCAGAAAGACGGGAUCCUCUUCCUGAAGGAGGAAUCCUGGCGGAAUUUACGAUCAAGACAGAGCAUUAAAGAACUGAUCGUCGCCAGUGGAAGUCUGUCAGUUGAAAGAUUCAGAGGACCUUUCCUGAAGACAGUUUGGAGUGAGAUCCUCGACGCUCUUAACCCUGCCACCGUGACCCUGGACCCAGAGACGGCAAAUCCCAGACUGGAAGUGUCCGAGGAUCGGAAGAGCGUGAGGCUGAGUGGGACCUGGAGCAGCGUGGCUGACACUGACAAGAGGUUCACUGAGUGGGCGUGCGUGCUGGGGUCCGAGGGGUUCAACUCGGGGAGGCGCCACUGGGAGGUGGAGGUGGCGGGGAACCAGAUCUGGAGCCUGGGAGUCGCAGCCGAGUCGGUGGAGAGGACAGGGUGGGUGGGGGUGGUCCCGGAGAACGGAUUCUGGACCAUUGGGCGGGUCGGCGGGGGCUUCUACGUCAACACCUCGCCCGGGUUCCCCCUCCCGGCAGACCCCAUCCCCGGGCGAGUGCGGGUCAGCCUCAACUACGAACCGGGGAGCAUUUCCUUUCACAGCGCGGACACCAAGUCCCACCUCCACACCUACGCCGGCAACAAAUUCACGGAGAAACUUUACCCUUUCUUCUGGACCGGCGACGAGAACAAGUGGCUGAGAAUCUGCUCCGAUCCUGAUCCCGAUCCCGAUCCGGUUGUGUAAAAAAAAAAAAAAAUGGGGUCGGGUCCCGGGAGCGGGGCUCAGGGGCAGAAAUGUGGACGACAGACUCGAUUUAAGUCGAAAUUCCGCGUCUUGACAGCCCAUUCAUUGAGCCUGUAAAUAAAAUGAGAAUAAAUAUAAUGAGAGAAAAAUAAAUUUAAAAAAA
This is a messenger RNA of Leucoraja erinaceus (little skate), 1812 nucleotides long. RefSeq names its product zinc-binding protein A33-like. Bases 225 to 1649 code for a protein of 474 amino acids. Gene Ontology annotation, molecular function: zinc ion binding; protein binding. NCBI's taxonomy places the organism in Eukaryota, Metazoa, Chordata, Chondrichthyes, Rajiformes, Rajidae. The record is from RefSeq and is a predicted model, not a curated record. The transcript is spliced from 6 exons.